AUGGAAGCCUCAGGAUUAUCAUCCCUCCCUUUACCGCCGGAAUUAAUCCUACAGGUAAUUUCCUCUGUCGAUGCCUUUACCGUAGUUUAUGCGCUCCGUCGAACCUCCCGCCGACUCCGAACCCUUAGCGAUGUUGUCUAUCCAACCAUGCACGGCCUCCCUGUGGCCGCCUGGAUCAAAGUAUUCAGCUAUCUCUUCGCCACCGAGCUUUCAAAACUUAAAAAAUUAUCACAUUCAUUCAACAACCUCUUGAACUUUCUAAUCUCCCGGGGGAGACUACCACAUACCUAUUACGGUCAAACGCCCGUUUCCAACGAUUUAAUUAACCGAAUACCGAGGCACCAAAUGCUUCUCCACCCAUUUUUACGACAAAUCGAGUUUUGGCAUAAACACUGGCGACGCUUUGGAGGGAGGAAAUCAAUUAUCGCGGCUCCUAAUCUAUUGUUUGAGUCACCAAGUCUGUUACCUGUUGAUCGGAUACUAGUGGGUUUGUACCCCAACCCACGGUUCCAAGAUUCAGAUACCAGGUAUUUCAAUAAAGUGGUAUUGAGAAAACGACGCUCUAGCAAGAUUAUAACCAAUCUGGAUAUUUUGGUGGCGGUGGAUGAGAUGCUCGGACAAGGUAUCAAUGCAGCUUGUGUUCAGCUAAGAGAUGGAAUAUUGUGUGUCUCUAGAACAGCACAGGAGUUUGGAAAGCAUAUAGGGAAAGUAUAUUUGGGUGGUGUAGAUGAGGAAAUUGGGUUUAUCGAUGAUUUAAUCUAUGACGGCGAUUUUUUGGCGUCAGCGGGCAGGAGUCAGUGGGCUUUCGGCAACCGAGUGCAGUAUGCGGGCUUGAAUAGGAGACCAGGGGAGUGGAGGGUUGAAGAUACUUGGUUGGUGCUUUCAGUUAGGUGGAUUACAUAA
Messenger RNA from Orbilia oligospora ATCC 24927, 903 nucleotides. RefSeq lists its product as uncharacterized. The record is from RefSeq and is a predicted model, not a curated record. The transcript has a single exon. NCBI's taxonomy places the organism in Eukaryota, Fungi, Ascomycota, Orbiliomycetes, Orbiliales, Orbiliaceae. Bases 1 to 903 code for a protein of 300 amino acids. Gene Ontology annotation, molecular function: protein binding.